Molecule: messenger RNA, 2352 nt
Organism: Mytilinidion resinicola
Lineage: Eukaryota; Fungi; Ascomycota; Dothideomycetes; Mytilinidiales; Mytilinidiaceae
Product: DnaJ-domain-containing protein
Exons: 6
Coding region: 145-2226 (693 amino acids)
Biological process (GO): SRP-dependent cotranslational protein targeting to membrane; post-translational protein targeting to endoplasmic reticulum membrane
Cellular component (GO): Sec62/Sec63 complex
Molecular function (GO): transmembrane protein transporter activity; RNA binding
Source: RefSeq, a predicted model, not a curated record
AACACCACCACGCUCCUUCCAAGGCUCUUCCCUUUUCGCGCGGCGUUAAGCACCCUCUGUCCUCCUGAUACGUUUUGAUUUCUUUAAACUGGUGAAAGCGAAUCGAGACCAGCAUCGCGGAAGAGCGUCUUUCGCGACUCCGCCAUGUCCUCCACGGAUUACAACUACGAUAGGGACGCCCAAUUCUUCCCCUACUUCAUCCUCACUAUAACCAGUCUAGUCACGGUUCCCGUCACAUACUCGCUCCUAAAACCUAGCAAAGAGCUGGAGAAUACUGCGACUCGAAUACAGUCGGAAUUCACCCCAGAACAUGCGGAUCUUAUUGAGGGACAGAAGAAGAAGCAGAAGAGGCGGGAGAGGAGGUUGAAGAGGUUCAUAGUCAGCCUGGUAGGAUGGCUAGUGAUUGCGUGGAUGAUAUACUUGAUGGUCGUCACUGCGAGGACGACUCCCAAGAUCUGGGAUCCUUAUGAUGUCUUGGGGGUAGCAAGGUCCGCCACCGAGAAGCAGAUCAAAUCCCACUAUCGAAGACUCAGUCUUACCGAGCAUCCCGACAAAGCCCGAGAAGACGCUUCCAGGAACAUCACCAAAGAAUCAAUUAACGACCACUGGGUGGAGAUCACAAAGGCGUUCAAGUCUCUGACCGACGAAGAAAUCCGGAACAACUACCUUCAAUUCGGCCAUCCCGAUGGCAAGCAGAGUCUCAGUAUAGGAAUUGCGCUGCCGAAAUGGAUAGUCACCGAAGGUCACGGCAAAUACGUCUUGCUUGUCUACGCGCUCCUCCUGGGUGCACUUCUGCCAUAUUUUGUGGGCAAGUGGUGGUAUGGAACACAGCGCGUCACGAGGGAUAGAGUGCUUGUUGCGAGUGCUGGACACCUUUUCCGAGAAUACAAACCGGAGAUGGGAGACGGCGCUGUAAUUGGAGUCCUGAGCAGCGGAGAAGAGUUCAACGAGAUUUUGAAGGGAAACAAAGCUGAUCAUGGUGCCUCGAAAGUGGAGCAGAAGAUCCUGGAAGAGGGUGAGAUCUCGUUGAAAUCGAAGGCAGGUUUGGAUGAAAAGGAUCGCCGGACAUUGCAAAACUUAGAUGGCACGCGCCGGAAGGUGCUUUCGUUGUUGUGGGCAUACCUAGGUCGCAUCGAGUUGGAUGACGAGACUCUGAAUGACGAAAAGUUCGAGGUCGCACCUAUUGCCCUUCAGCUCAACGAAUCUUUUAUUGCGAUAUCUCUCGCGUAUGGCAUGACGAGCCCUGUCCUGUCAGCAUACCACGUUUCUCAAAACCUCAUACAAGCUGUUCCACCUAGCGCCUCGCCACUACUACAAUUACCUUAUUUCACAACAAAAGUUGUCCAAGCCGUCGAAGGAGAUGCUUCCAGGAGGCACAUGUCAAUCCAGGACUUCAUGCAUCUCUCGGCUGACCUAAGGAAGAAGCAAGCAACUGGUCCUGGUCUGCUCACUGGAGACCAGUACAAAGACGCCAUCGCAACAGCCUCGCAAUUGCCAUUCUUGCACGUAGAAAAGACGUUUUUCAAGGUUGUGGGAGAACGCUAUGUUACUCCCAGUAGUCUGGUCCAAUUCGUCAUCAAGGCUCGCAUAAUACCUCCAGGAAGCGUCAACGUCCCUCCUGUUAAGGAGUCAGAUCUCGAAGACAUUGACGCCCCGGAAGGUGACGUGGCUGCCAUCACUGGGCGCAAGGACGAUAAAUCUAGCGAGAAGCCUAUCCAGCCUCCGCUGGCCCAUGCCCCGUACUUCGCCCGAAACCGUUCCCCGCGCUGGCAUGUAUUCCUUGCGGACAGCAAGCAAGGCAAGAUCGCAGUGCCGCCAUUCACCUUUUCAACCUUCGACAAACCACUUCAAGACGAGAGUGGAAAACCUACCUUCAAUGUUCAAACUCUCAAGAUGCAAUUCGGCGCACCCCCACAAGCUGGUCGAUACACCUUUGUUAUGCAUCUAGUGUGCGAUUCUUACGUCGGAAUGGACACCAAGAUGGAAGUGACACUAGUAGUCGAAGAGGCAUCGAAGGCCGAAGAGAUGGGAGAGGACGAUGAGAUAAGCGAGCCAGAUGAGGACACUGUAGCAGGGCAGCUGCGAACACUCAAGUCGGGCAGUCUCCCAGGGGCCACCAAACCAAAGAAACGGUACGCAGACGAUUCGAGUGACGGCAGCGAUACAGAAGGCGACGUCGACACGGAGAGUGAAACCGAUACGGAUACCGACACGGAUGAUGAGUAAGUAGGCACAGUCAGGACUGGUUUGGAGUUAUCAUAUGCAUUUCUAGGCGUUUAUCGACGCUAUUAGGUAGCAUCGAUGUAUAGCAAUGCAAAUUUCACAGUACGAUAACAGUCUGUAUACAAGUUC